GUGGCGUUAUAUAUGGCUAGUAUUGGUGCUUUUGUGCUCUUUUACGCUGGGCAAUAUGGUCUUAGGGGAACACCUUUCCUGUCCCAUGUGCAGUGCGGAAACUGAUUGUAAGACGCUAGAUUUCGUGACUUGCACACACUCGAAAGCUGAAGAAACAGUCCAGUUUAUGGAGAACUAUUACGAAAUUGGAGUAAACCUUACACAAAGCGGUAUUUUUAAGUGCAUUACGAUUUUAAUUGAAAUUUUAGAUUGGAUCGAUGAAUGGCGGGGCUGUGUCUAUGCCGAUCUAAACGCCUGCAAACUUAAUAAGAAAGAGGAUAUGAGUUGGGAAAACAUAAUCUGUGAAACAUACCAAGUGAUCGAAAGUGAUACCGACGGGCAACCGGCCACACUUACCUGGAAUUUCUACAUAAUCCCGCUAUUGUUUGGGGCUCAGGAAAUUAUCGGAUAAUAUAUAUUUAACAAAACUAUAAUUUAUUUAUGCACUGUAUAAUAACUGCAUUAUUGACGAAACUAUUAUUAAAUACUAAUGUA
Scaptodrosophila lebanonensis is the source of this 534-nucleotide messenger RNA. RefSeq lists its product as uncharacterized. The transcript has 3 exons. Lineage: Eukaryota; Metazoa; Arthropoda; Insecta; Diptera; Drosophilidae. The coding region runs from base 56 to 451 and encodes 131 amino acids. The record is from RefSeq and is a predicted model, not a curated record.